UCCUGAAACCAAACACGUUAGUAAUGCUCCUGUCCAAAACUAGGCCUCAUAUGUCUACAGUGCCAAUUGUCAGGACAGCACAAUAGUCUAUAGAGAGUAACAAUACAUUCCUCUUGCAUGUCCGCUAUAUUAGUUAAGGUUUAAUGUUUUUAUAUUACAUUCCAUUGUGACUGGCCUAGGCUUUAGGGAGAAAUAGUCUAGGCCUAAUUCCAGGCUACACUACUUUAAUGGCAGAAUUUAAGAACAAAUGAAUGUAGACUACAUUUCGUCAAUUGUUUUUACUAAAUGUCGCUAUUAUUUGUGUUCAUACUCUAAAGGCUAAUGCUAAAAGCUAUUAAAGCGUUCACAGAUAAAGAGAGCACGAAGGAGGAGGGGAGGGCGAACGAGUGAGCGGAGAUAAGAGUUUGGUUGGGAUUGUUGGUUGGGGCAGUUGUCGAGAGGUAUUGGCAAUUGCAACUGUGUUACCCCCUGAUAAAACAAUGAAAUUCGUCGUCUCAGCUGCCGAAACAACGGUAGCAUGGUAGCUUUGGAAGGGGGUUCGCAAGACGAGCACCGAUACAUAGCCUACACGUUGCUGCGAUUUUAACGUCGAAUUUGUUUUAGCCUACCCCUGAUCGAGUCCGGUAAACCACCGUCCGAGAUGGGGAAGGAGGUUAAUGGUGUUUCACGGAGCAGGUUUGAGAUGUUCUCAAACAGCGACGAGGCUGUUAUCAAUAAGAAGCUGCCCAAGGAGCUGUUGUUACGAAUCUUCUCCUUUCUGGAUGUGGUGACACUCUGUCGCUGUGCCCAGGUGUCGCGGUCGUGGAAUGUGCUCGCACUGGACGGCAGUAAUUGGCAGAGGAUAGACCUUUUUGACUUUCAAAGAGACAUUGAGGGGCGCGUGGUGGAAAACAUCUCCAAGCGAUGUGGGGGAUUCCUGAGGAAGCUGAGCCUGCGAGGCUGCCUGGGGGUUGGGGACAGCGCUCUGAGAACCUUCUCCCAGAACUGCAGGAACAUUGAGCUGCUUAGUUUGAACGGCUGCACCAAGAUCACAGACAGCACGUGUAAUAGCCUCAGUAAGUUCUGUCCCAAGCUCAAGCACCUGGACCUCGCCUCUUGUACCUCAAUCACCAACCUGUCACUCAAAGCACUUAGCGAGGGCUGUCCUCUGCUUGAGCAGCUAAACAUCUCCUGGUGUGACCAGGUGACUAAGGAUGGUGUCCAGGCCCUGGUGCGAUGCUGCCCCGGACUCAAAGGCCUUUUCCUCAAGGGCUGCACACAGUUGGAGGAUGAAGCGCUGAAGCACAUUGGAGCACACUGUCCCGAGCUGGUCACUCUCAACCUGCAGACGUGUUCACAGAUUACAGACGAAGGCCUCAUCACAAUAUGCCGGGGCUGUCAUCACCUGCGGUCGCUGUGUGUCUCUGGCUGUGCCAACAUCACAGACGCCAUCCUCCACGCCCUGGGUCAGAACUGCCCCCGCAUUAGAAUAUUAGAGGUCGCUCGAUGCUCUCAACUCACAGAUGUGGGAUUCACUACGCUAGCAAGGAAUUGUCAUGAGCUGGAAAAGAUGGAUCUGGAGGAGUGUGUGCAGAUCACAGAUGGCACACUAAUCCAGUUAUCCAUCCACUGUCCUCGUCUUCAAGUACUGAGCCUGUCUCACUGUGAGCUGAUCACCGACGAUGGCAUCAGACACCUGGGCAGCGGACCCUGCGCCCAUGACCGGCUGGAGGUGAUCGAGUUGGACAACUGCCCCCUGAUCACAGACGCCUCGCUGGAGCACCUGAAGAGCUGCCACAGUCUGGAUCGCAUCGAGCUGUACGACUGUCAGCAGAUCACCCGCGCCGGCAUCAAGAGACUGAGGACACAUCUGCCUAACAUCAAAGUGCACGCGUAUUUCGCCCCCGUGACUCCGCCUCCUUCAGUCGGGGGGAGCCGCCAGAGAUUCUGUCGCUGCUGUAUCCUGCUAUGAUGCAAAGAUGCCCCCCCCCCCCCCCCCCCCCCACCCGCCAAACCUCUGCUCCGGCUAGUCCCCCCUAUCCCCCCCCAUGCACACAAUAUGACUGCAGAGAGCGGGUGAGCAUUUAACCACCACAGGGGCUUGGAAGAACCUUUCAACGACGUUCCCAAGCCCACUCACAAAAGCCUUUGUCACAGACACACACACGGACACACACACACACACACACGCGCUCCCCCACACAUCACGACUGAUGUUAGGCUGCUGGGGCCGCUGUGCCGACUGCAUCACAUCGCACCAAGGCUUUCUUCAGACACUCUUCCCCGGGGACCUCUGUGCCCUUUUACUGAAGCGUGACCAAGAUACAUUUGGAUGAGACGUCCCACGUGUGCCACUGAGUGUUGGGUGGUUAACCAGAAACACGGUUUGGUAGAGAAGGCCUGAGAAUCUUUAACCCACUGACAAGCUACCUCUAGACAUGUUCCCCCGUAAGCCUCUGAAUUUUCACUGCCCCAUCCAAACCUGUGAGGUAGCUAGGUCAAUGUUUUACUGAAGGAAGAGUUGUGAUGUCAUCUACAGCCAUUUAAACUGCCU
Esox lucius (northern pike) is the source of this 2533-nucleotide messenger RNA. RefSeq names its product F-box and leucine-rich repeat protein 20 (gene fbxl20). Gene Ontology annotation, biological process: SCF-dependent proteasomal ubiquitin-dependent protein catabolic process. Gene Ontology annotation, cellular component: SCF ubiquitin ligase complex. Gene Ontology annotation, molecular function: protein binding. Bases 641 to 1951 code for a protein of 436 amino acids. Lineage: Eukaryota; Metazoa; Chordata; Actinopteri; Esociformes; Esocidae. The transcript is spliced from 15 exons. The record is from RefSeq and is a predicted model, not a curated record.